AUGAUGACAGGGAAUCCGAAUCAACACCUCCGAUUCACAAGUCUUCACCCUCGACGGUCCGAUGAGAGCCAUAGUUGCAGUAGCUUAGAUGCCAUCGCCGCAUUUGCCGAUGCAAUCUUCCAUUUCUUUCUUGCCAAAUCCAGUAAAUCGUCGCUUGCCAGGCUAACAGUGUUGAAGAUUGACGCGUCUAGCCAUAGAUCUCCAGAUUUCCAAGCUGAAAGGGCAAAUGAAGAAGAGAAUCCUGUCUCUCGUGGGACAACGAUUCAGGACCACCAACCAAGCGGAAGAAUCCACCUCCCGUUCCUCCACAUGGUCGCCAGUGUUGCCAAGGCCGGGAUUCCAAGCCUAGUGUUUCCCGCUCCUUGCAGAUACGUUUCCAACCUACCAAAAGGAGACCAAUUGUCCGUCCAGAACCGACACGCCCUUCCAUCUCCAAUCCUUAACUUUAUCCAGGGGCCACCCACACUGAGCCAGACUGGAAGAAGAGAAGCCAGAUGA
Molecule: messenger RNA, 498 nt
Organism: Microthlaspi erraticum
Lineage: Eukaryota; Viridiplantae; Streptophyta; Magnoliopsida; Brassicales; Brassicaceae
Source: the annotation of a GenBank genome assembly